AUGCAGUUGAGCUUAACCCAAAUUACUCGUCGAUGCGUUCUAGGGAAAUACAUAACAAGAAGUAUCUUCAUGGAACGAAAUACUGUUAAAUCAGUUUCUACUAAUUCUUCUGUUGAUAGCAUCCACAUAGGCUUGAUGGAUCUGAGCCAGAAAGUGGUCAUCCGUCUGCAUUAGAUGGAUCAAUGCAGCAGCAAACUGUAGUUUAUUCAAUGGCGGAGUGGUGUUACCAGAACCAACUGUGAAAAUCGAAUCGUCUAUUGGAGCGCGACUGCUUACGAUCGAUUCAACCUCAUUGGCGUCUGCCUCCCCAUCGCUUCCAUGAAUUGAGCGAUUUGAUAGUGCAGCUAAUGAAGCAGCCGAACCUGACGUCAGCAUUUCCUGAAAUUGGCAGUGCUUUGGUUUUGCUGAACGAAUCAAGUCCUUUUCAAGAUCUUCUGAUGUCAGUACAGUUGAGCCCACCUUUGAAAUCAGCUUUGGCUGCUCCUGAAUCAUAAGCUUCUGAAGUAGUACAGGCAUAUCUGAUACUGGACCUGAUGCUGUUCCUACCUCGUCCUCUUUCGGCUUCGGCUUUUCUUUUUCUGGUUUCUCCUGUGUGGAGGAUGGAGGACGUGCAUUUGAAGAGACAUCCCGAUGAUUACCCUGAAAUCUUUAGAUCAUUACUCGAAGCUAGGUUAUCAUGAAAGUACCGCUAACAAGAGUGGUGAAGAAGCAAACAGAAAUCAAAAGUUCAUGGAUUACCUGGUGGGUUGAUGAAGCUGGUUGCGUAGUUUUCAGAAGUUCUAGCAGUUGAUUCGACUCAUUAGGAGGUGCUACAGAUUCUGGGAGAUUUGAAGAACUCAUUUCAUCUGAGGUGGGCGGUGCAGGUAUCCUCCCGGCCCUAAUGUCUUCUUGAAGUUUCUUGAGUAGGUUAUACAUCCGUGUGCAGUCUUCAGUGGAAAAGAACCACAAGCCAUAAAUCUGAUUGUCAGGCUUACAGAAGAACAGAUAGUGGCCUUCGUUGUUCAUUUUCGUAAGAGGGUUCACAGGCUCCACCAUGUCAUCCAACGAUUGGCGAUUAGCAAUGAUCAUGCUGUAAUAAGGUUUAUCAGCUCUCUGUAUAAUAAACAACGCUCCUUCGAUAUUUGUUUUCGUCCAUGCCUUCGCAACCACAUCGAAAUUGUAUUUGGCAGCAUGUGUAGUCUGAACAAAUCAUUAUUUGUGGGGCCAUUAUCCAUCCACUGCAUGGAGACCAUAUAA
This is a messenger RNA of Haemonchus placei, 1236 nucleotides long. NCBI's taxonomy places the organism in Eukaryota, Metazoa, Nematoda, Chromadorea, Rhabditida, Trichostrongylidae. The record is from the annotation of a GenBank genome assembly.